AUGGCCGGCACCUACAGGACGACUAUCAUCAUCGUCAUCUGCAUAGUCAAUGCCCGUAUAAGGCCCCACCUUAACGACUGGGGUGCUCCUCCCCCGCUCUAUGUGCCUUCGCAGGAUCCACCUGUCCCCGCCGGUGCUCACAUCGCCACCGCCGACGUCAUGACUUCGCGGGCGACCAGCAACGAAUCCCCCAUGGACGAGGUCGAGGAAGUGUUUCGGGUACUGCGCGGCCAAGAGCGCGUGGUGGGCGUCAUAGCCACCACGGCCGACGGGGCGCCGAUCAAGUCGACGCUCGAGGACGACGCCGAGACCGGACGGUACGCGCAGCUGGCGGCGGGUCUUUGCGAUCAGGCCAGGAGCUCCAUGAGCGACGCGGGUCCCGGGGAGGAGCCGACGUUCCUCAAGAUGAAGACCCGUCACCACGAGGUCGUCAUCUCGCCCAGCAAGAGGUACACGCUCGUCGUGCUCACCGAAAUCCCGCAGCCGUCCGCCGAGGCUGGACAGUGAGGAGCCGGCCAAGCUUGUCUCAACAGGCGCCUUCCAACUGUAUAGCAGUCACGUGAUUUGUGUAGUUACCUCCAAUCAAAUUGCACAGCCACGCCCUGUUCCUUACUUCGGCAGCGUGCGCGAGUGAAAACGAUGCUUUGCAAAUUGUGUCACGGAGGCGCAGUCUAGACAUGACGCUGCUUUGACAUGUAUGCGAAGGAAAACAGAAUGUAAACAGAAAAGAUUCAACGCACAGCGUUUCCGCAGUUCUAACAAUUUUUUUCCGUUGCGGUGUCCAGUGGCGUAGGCAGAAAUUUUUUUAGGGGGGUGAAAGGGGG
Molecule: messenger RNA, 824 nt
Organism: Rhipicephalus sanguineus (brown dog tick)
Lineage: Eukaryota; Metazoa; Arthropoda; Arachnida; Ixodida; Ixodidae
Product: dynein light chain roadblock-type 2
Exons: 3
Coding region: 1-507 (168 amino acids)
Biological process (GO): microtubule-based movement
Cellular component (GO): cytoplasm; cytoplasmic dynein complex; centrosome
Molecular function (GO): dynein intermediate chain binding
Source: RefSeq, a predicted model, not a curated record